Molecule: messenger RNA, 415 nt
Organism: Drosophila subpulchrella
Lineage: Eukaryota; Metazoa; Arthropoda; Insecta; Diptera; Drosophilidae
Exons: 2
Coding region: 99-248 (49 amino acids)
Source: RefSeq, a predicted model, not a curated record
UGCCGACUUACGUUUUUCUGCUCAGAAUUCUGCCCAGCUGUUGUUAAAAAAAAUUGAAAUUUUGAAAUUGAAUUGUAAAUAAACAAAAAUAAACAAAGAUGUUCCGCCUGCAACAAUCGCAACCCGAUCCCGCCGAGGAGCAAAAGCGCGUGUCCUCCGAAGUCCGCUUCAAUUUCAUCCUGUUUGGCACCAUAAUCGCAGUCGUUCGCCUGGCUCCUGUGGUCCUGCAGCACUUAAACACGGCAUAGGCGUAAAGUUAACUGUAUAAAGAAAGUUCAAAGAUCACUAUUAGCAGUUUACAUAUGUAUAUCAUUAUCUAGUUGUUCAAGCAAUUGUAGUGAAAUCCUAUACUUGCACGCAAAAUGCAUUUAUUUAAAGGCACUUUGGCUAAUUUGUAAUGUGUUUAAAGUUUAAA